AUGGCAUCAUCUCAUUCUGAAUUAUUCGGCCUCGAAGGUCAAAAACGUCCCUCAACCACGGCCGGAGCAGGAGCAGGAUCAGGCAUCAUUGGCACAAGUGGACAUAGUGGUGCGGCCAACAGAAUGGUCGACACCUCCCAGUUAGGCCCAGGAGAGAUGGGAGAUGACAAAAAGGUAGCGGGCAUGUCAACAGGAAGCAAAGAGAACAAUCUUCCAGGAAGCGGUGGCAGUCUUCUUCCCUCUCAAGGAAGCGGCAAUGUGGUCGACAAGAACGAUAAUCAAGGGGAAAGGAAGAGGAGUAUCGUGGACAAGUUGAAUCCUUUGAAGUAG
Messenger RNA from Exophiala mesophila, 330 nucleotides. RefSeq lists its product as uncharacterized. Bases 1 to 330 code for a protein of 109 amino acids. NCBI's taxonomy places the organism in Eukaryota, Fungi, Ascomycota, Eurotiomycetes, Chaetothyriales, Herpotrichiellaceae. The transcript is spliced from 2 exons. The record is from RefSeq and is a predicted model, not a curated record.